AGAACUCAGCGCCCACGGUCUCCGCUGCUUGACUCUUCUUUCUAAGAAGUCAGGCAACCGCGUGUAUUUUGGUUCAAGUCACCGGCAGGCAACCCAACACGCUACGAUGAGCGGUUACGGGGAAGUCGAUGCUUGGCUCGCAAAGCUGCGCGAGUGCAAGCCACUCGAAGAGUCGGAAAUUCGUGCCCUUACCGAUAAGGCGCGGGAAAUUCUGACCCACGAAACAAAUGUGCAGCCCGUUCUCUGUCCCGUGACAGUGUGCGGUGAUGUCCACGGCCAGUUUCACGACCUGGUCGAGCUCUUCCGCAUUGGUGGCGAGUGCCCCGAUACCAACUACCUCUUUAUGGGUGACUACGUGGACCGCGGCUACUAUAGCGUUGAGACCGUCACCUACCUUGUUGCUCUGAAGGUCCGCUUCCCCGAGCGCAUCACUAUCCUCCGCGGAAACCACGAAAGCCGACAGAUUACCCAGGUCUAUGGUUUCUAUGACGAGUGCCUGCGCAAGUACGGAAACACCAACGUCUGGACCUGGUUCACGGAUCUUUUCGACUACUUUCCCCUCACUGCUUUGGUUGAGAACCAAAUUUUCAGUCUGCACGGUGGCCUUUCGCCCAACGUGGACACGCUCGAUGCCAUCCGCACCUUGGAUCGCGUUCAGGAAGUACCCCAUGAGGGUCCCAUGUGCGAUUUGCUGUGGUCUGACCCCGAUGAUCGUACGGGCUGGGGCAUCUCGCCUCGCGGCGCUGGUUUCACUUUUGGUCAUGAUGUCUCCAAAGCCUUUAACGAGCGCAACGGGCUGCGCUUGGUCUCACGUGCCCAUCAGCUGGUUAUGGAUGGUUACAACUGGUCGCACGAGCGCAAUGUUGUGACCAUUUUCAGCGCGCCCAACUACUGCUAUCGCUGCGGCAACCAGGCAGCCAUCAUGGAACUUGAUGACACCAUCACCCAGACAUUCUUGCAGUUUGAGCCUGCUCCGCGUCGCGGCGAGCCUCACGUGACGCGAAGGACCCCUGAGUACUUUUUAUAAUCAUUGCGGAGAUGCUUGCUCAUGAUCUAAAGCCCUAUGCAUUGCUGAGAGGAGCACAGUCCGAUGAACAACUUUGUGCCGCCCUUUCAGAGCCCAGAACACGUCGCCUCGCAUCUUAGGCGAGAUGGCUGGACUGGCUUGGGCCUACUGCUAUGUGGUUCAGUGGCCGUCUCGUGUCGUCCUGUUUCUCCCAUGUGAUCUUUCCUUGAAUGUGACAUCAUCCUUUCCUCCUGCUCGUUCCGCUUCUCGUGCUAGAAAAGGCAAGCCCCCCUUACGUGCUGUGUGCCUCGUCUUUGAUGUGUUUGUCGACCAUUGGUCAAGCAACCAGAUAUGUACAGUUUUGAUGGUAUCGGUGUUGUGACUUGUUGUUGUUUUUUUGUUUUUCAGAACUCAAAGUGCGUUUCUUUCAAUCCCCACACUCGAUAAGCUUCGUUCA
This is a messenger RNA of Monosiga brevicollis MX1, 1463 nucleotides long. RefSeq lists its product as uncharacterized. The coding region runs from base 107 to 1027 and encodes 306 amino acids. The transcript has 9 exons. Gene Ontology annotation, biological process: mitotic cell cycle; peptidyl-serine dephosphorylation. Gene Ontology annotation, cellular component: cytosol. Lineage: Eukaryota; Choanoflagellata; Craspedida; Salpingoecidae. The record is from RefSeq and is a predicted model, not a curated record. Gene Ontology annotation, molecular function: protein serine/threonine phosphatase activity.